Molecule: messenger RNA, 2199 nt
Organism: Eufriesea mexicana
Lineage: Eukaryota; Metazoa; Arthropoda; Insecta; Hymenoptera; Apidae
Exons: 7
Coding region: 1-1791 (596 amino acids)
Source: RefSeq, a predicted model, not a curated record
AUGUUGCAUCGGAGCACAUCAUCGCGAUGCUGUAGGCCAUCGCGGAAUAUGACGAAUGUCGGCCACAUAUCGCCGAACACAGGACCAAAGGGACGACGAGCCAGCGUGGCAACCGACAAACCAGUCGAUCUGCCACCCCCGUGUCUUAGAGGCACCAUGGAACGCCAACGUUCACCCCGCAGCAGCAUCGUGCCUGACAUCGCACUUGACAUGGGAAACGACGUCGAGGGCAUCAACCAUAAGCCUCUUCUGGAGCGUGAUCAAUAUGGCGAAUCGCGGAACGUGUUCAACCAGAAGAUCAGUCGCAGUCCACGCAACUCCUUGGUCCCGGACGACUACUACAGGCCCCCACGAAAUGGGGCACGCAGCCCUCGGAACAGUUUGGUCCCCGACGCUGGCUUGACACCGGACAUGCUGUACAGCUCGCGACACUCGUUGGUUCCCGAGGCUUCCCUGAGCCCGAGGAACUCCUUGAUACCGGACGUGACGCACAACAGAAGCGCGAGGAACAGUCUAGUUCCUCUGACAGGGUCCAGGGUGUCUCUGAUGUCGGAGAACGGGAACCCUCCGCCACCUCGCAGUCCCCGGCACUCUUUGGUCCCUAAUGCCUCGAGGAGUCAUCGUGGAAGCAUCACCAACAUGGAGCUGGUCGAUCGUAGCCCCCAGAGAAGCCCACGGGGAUCUAUAGCUUCGGAAUGCUUGAAUCAGAGCCCGAGGAACUCGAUCGUUACAUACGACAUGAAUAGAUCCUCGCGAGGAAGCAUCGGCGUGAAUGACGUGCCCAGAGGAUCGAUCGGCGGUAACGAGGAAGACACGAGAAGCCCACGGCGAAAUAUCGAUCCCGAAACGAUCGACAGAACUCCGAGGGGAAGCCUAGGCGGAUUGCAGGAGAGGAGGGUCACAAAGACGAGCCUGAUGGCGCAGGAUCCGAGGAGGGCCUCGGCUGAUCAAGGUAUGAACGGCAACCGGAAUUCCUCGCCCUCCCGGCAGAAAGAGGUGAACAACUCGGGAAGCACGAAGUCUCGUGGAAGCACGGUCCAGAUAAAUUUAGGUUACACCCAGAACACCUUCGAGGAUUCUAGACGAGCCAGCAGCUCCGUUCGUGUCGGUGUUCAGUUUUCAGGCGACGAGUCGCGCCGGCUUUUCACCAGCGGCGCCAAAGUGCCGGAGAGCACGAUGGAGAACAGGAACUUAGGCGUGAUAACCUACGGGUCGGUGGUGUUCCAACUGAAGGACGCGAAUCUGGAGGCGGACAACAUCUGCGACUUCGUGUUCCGCGGGCUGAAGGUAGUCUGCAGAACGAAGGUGGUCACCGUCUGCCUGGUGUGCUUGACCAUGAUCCCGGUUCUUAUGUUGAUUUACGGUUGGAACUUCUGGAAGGACUGUCCGGCGGAGUCGAUGAUAACGCUGUACAUGGUGAUCGGUGGGACCUUUGGCACCAUGCUCAUGGUGUUACUCAUUUACUCGCAGAUACGCUCGAGGAGACCGAACAUGCUCACGGUGCCGUCGACCAGACCUCAAAUUUCUUUCAUGAAGUUGAUCAUCUUCAUCUUGUCAUGCUUCCUAAUGGUCUGGUUCGUGAUGGGAAAUUACUGGAUACUCCACAUCAUGUGGCCACCCUACAAUUUCGUGGUGCACACGCCCAACGAUCACUGUAACAAAACGCUCUACGAGUUCUCUUUGGUGCACCUGGGAGUGAUAUACAUCACCCUUGGAAUCACGCUGCUCGUGAUAACCGUGCUGGCGUCUUUCAGAAUCCUGGCCUGCCCGCUGCCGGAAAGAUACAGAUAACCACAGCGAUUCACUCGUGUAAAGGAAGAGGAUGACGGGCACAGUGUCAUCCAGGGCCACCUUCUGAAAACUGUCGCAAAAUGGAACCAGGAUUACUUCGAACGUGGCGAUAGCGUUUCCAACGACCAGGCAAUUCGCAAAUGCGCACCGACGGAUAACAAUAACGGCCCCUCGAGUUGCAACGCGAAAGGGGUACACUUCGUGUUCAUGUCCUGCGACGCCGAGUCGGAAGUGAACUCUGACGAUCAGGCGCAAUUGAAGUCACGACGCUUGAUCAUGUCCGAGAACCGAAGCAUCUGGCAGAUCGCGAGCAAGUACGAGGGAAAAGAUGCAGCCGUCAAGGAAACUCCUCCGCCGACCACGUCGACCUUCCCAUCAGCAGCGUCGACGAAGAAGAAUCCAUUUCUG